Messenger RNA from Armigeres subalbatus, 11945 nucleotides. RefSeq lists its product as uncharacterized. NCBI's taxonomy places the organism in Eukaryota, Metazoa, Arthropoda, Insecta, Diptera, Culicidae. The record is from RefSeq and is a predicted model, not a curated record.
CUCUGUAGCGUGCGGACGUGUUUCCGAUUUUGUUCCCGACGCGCGCGAGCGACGCAUUAAUAUCUCGUUCGUUGUGUUGUAUUGUAUUGCAUUGUGUUGUGUAUAGUAAUUACAAAAGCUAUUAUUUCGUACACCUUCCCGACCGCCGCCGCGCACCGCGACGUCGCGACCACCUCCGACGGCGACACGGCAGUGCAGUGUACUGUUUGUUAUCUUGAAAAACCGCGCUACGUGUUGGCAGUUUGUGUUUUCGCUGGUGUUAUAUAUUUUUUUUCUGUUUUUGUCAUUUCGUAACAAGUGAAACAAGGGCAAAAAGUUUCGGUGGAACAAAUUGAUAAAACCGAAAAUAGUUGGCGGGGUGAUUUGGCUUCAGAAAAAUUGUACUGCGCCUACUACGGAAAGUGGCCGAAGAACCUCGAAGAACGUGCCAGGCACAGAACAACGGCGAGUGAGCGUUUAAGGAUCAGUGGGGCUUUGCUGGCUUUCUCCCUUUACCGCGCUCUUUUUCGCUUCUUAUCGUUUCUAACUUUGCCACCCCAUUUCCUGUAUUAUGAAGGGACGGUCAACUCACUUUCCCUUCAAGCACGGGCUCCGUAGGAGAGCGCAUUUUCCACACAUAGGCGACGAGCGCGCUACGUCACCAAAACUUCUUGUGCUUUUCUUCGCUCAGUAGCUAGAAGUGUACGUGGACGAGUAGAACGUGGUUUUGCGUUGUUGAGCGGAAGUUUUCGGCGCUACAAAGUAUUAAAGUGCAACGUGCCAAAUAACCCGUCAAAGUGGAGGAAUUUCAACAGCCUCAAACGUGACUUAUCGCCAAUUGGUCGAUGAAGAGCACACAAAGGGAAAUGUCAACCAACCGCGGUAAUUUUCAUGUAACCAUAUGGUAGCCUACUUGGAUGAGGCGUGUGGAGGCAGUCAACCGUGGUAGCAGCCUGUUGGGUAGUGACACUUUGAUUUCAUAUGGAACGAACCUACACUGACACAAAGUGCACGAAUUGGAGCAAUUCAACCAGGAAAAAGUGCUCUAGGCGACGACGUCGAUAGUGAGGUGCUAAAUGGACGGGAAGUAAAUUCAAAUAUUGAAUGUGUCUUUUUUCACCUCAACUGAGUGAACAACCAUCAUCAGUCCAGCGGUGCUGCGCUAUUUAUUAUCAUUUUUUUUUCGCCCCGACCCUGAGUGCGCGGGGCUUCAGGCAAAGUGUUUUGUAAAUAGCGCAAACCAGCCAAGCUCUGGAAAAACGGCACCAACAAGUUGAGAGCUUGUGGAAGUUUGUUUGUGCGAUGAUGGUGUGAUAUGUGGCGUGCCGUACUGGUGCGGUGCGCUAAUGGACGGACAGUCAGCGGCGGCCAAAGUCAUCAUCAACUGUCAACGGUGUGCCAUCGAGGGCCGCAGUAACAAUCACAGUGCAAGGGGGGACGGUGAACAAAGCCUGAGGCAAGGAAAACGUGGCAAGUGUCAGCAGGUGACGAAUUGUGGAGAAGGUGGAAGUGUGCAAAAAAAAAAAGACAGCGUCCAAGGCGGAGGUGUAGGGAAGGGUCUUGUUUCUAGUUAAGUAGCAAAAACAAUAGAAGUCACCAGCGCAACAGAUUGGGAGCACUUUGUAGCAGUUUUAAGUGAAGGCAAGGAUUACAGCCGUACCACCACCAACCCAUAAAUCGUUUCGGAGGACGACCGCAAAAGUUGAAACACAGUUCCCCAAACACACACACACACACUCGGGCGCACACGAACUCUUCACCAUGCGGCCUGGGGUACCGGAAGUAGCAGCGGGAACAUCAUCGACCGAAGCGACCACCAUCGCCGCCACAGAGGGAACGCUGGAAUCGAAUUACUAGCUUGCGUCCGGCGAGUCCUAAGCGCGGGAACCGCCGACCACGAUCGAUGAAUUGACACACUGCACUUUGGGAAGCCCUCGGUGAGCCACAGUUUCCGCGAUGGAACAUCAUGGGUUGUUUACGGAUAUAUCGAACAGUUUCCCCGGCAGUGGAGUCCUACCGAAUACCAAUGUGAAGUAUCAUCAUCACCUGCCGCAGAUCCCGCCCCAGCCACCGCCACCACCGCAAGCCCCACCACCAAGUAACGGACAGGGUGGUAAUCCUCAGUUGUACCUCCCCCAUCACCAACAACAGCAACAACCAGUAGUUGGCUACGGUCAACAACAACAGCAACAACAACAACAGCAGCAGCAGCAGCAACAAUCGCUUCAUCAACCACAGCAGGCGCAGGGCCAGCAUGUCGAGUCGGGUUCAAUAGGCAGUGAACUGUAUCAUGACACUGCCGGACUGUUCGAUGCGACCAGCGCCCUCUGUACAAAUAAUAGCAGUAGUAACUAUAGCAACAUUAACAACAACGGUAAUAACGUUAACAACAGCAAGACCAUUGAAUUCACUUCGCGAAAGUUUGAAACCAAUACAGGCGAUAGCAUAACGUACAAUAUCAAUAAUAUUAACACUAACAUUGUCAAUAACAUAAGUGGGGGGAGUUUAGGAGCGAACGGUGUGCAAGGGUUGAACCCGACGCAGGCCGCCAUCACAGGUGGGUCGGACCUGAUCGGGAAUACCCAAUUUUCGUCCAGGGGUAACGCACAGAUCUCGUUCAACAAGGAAGGUGAAACUAAUCCAACGAUCAUCAACAUUAAUAACAACCACAAUAUCAUGGCGCCACCCUAUCCAUACCCCUAUCAGGCAAAGAUCUCCGGAAUGGGUGCGUUGAAUGAUUUGAAUACCAAGUUUGGAGCAAACCACGGAUGGGCGGGUAACGGUUCGUCGCAUAGUGCAACAAAUGAGUUUGCUCACGAAAAUAGUGUGAUCAGUAACUUCGAGGAAAAUCCAACCAAAUACCACACGAGUCGAAGUAGCUAUCGAUACCAGCCGGAUUAUGUGCAACCGAGUCAACAGCAGCAACCAACAACGGCUCACUAUCAACACAAUUACGGUUUGUAUAACCCAGAGGGAACACAAGCCACUCCAAUCCAGCAACCGAACGGCCACCAUGGAUACGAACCUUACCCACACAUCGUACGUAACAAGUACCCGGUGAUGGAUGAAGUGAAUCGCUAUGGACGCAGCCAUCAGGUUCACUCUGCGAGCCAUUCGCAGAACCACCAUGAUCUCAUAUACAACGAACGAUCUCGAUAUUCUACUAACUUCCCCAGCGGCUUCAUACCACCUGUUGGAGCAUAUUAUCCAACGGCUCAACCAACUAAUAAAGCUGUUUUAAACCCUAGCGUCGACUACUUCAACAGCAGCUACAUUAAACAAGUCCCUCCAUUAAAUGCCCAUCAAGCCAGCCACUACAUUCCAAGUCGAUCUGCCUACUCUCAUCAAAGUACCACCAUACCCGGAUAUCAUCACCACCAGAAUUAUCCCCACAAUCAUACUCCCCAAUACGAAGAUCCCUAUCGGCACCGAUCCCGACAUCACACAAUCCAACAUCACUACAGCGAUGGUCAUCACGGCCAACAAAGCUAUCCCAAUUAUCCAGUUCCUGGUGCCAACCUCGCCUAUUCUCACAAUCAAAAGCUUUCCUUCAGUAAAUCUAUGAACGAUUUCUACACCCCGAAUGUUCAAAACGCAAACCCAACACACCACUAUCCCAAUCCUUUACCAAAUCCAACAACCCCUACCGUACAUCACGCACCCCAUUUCGGUAUCAAAUAUACCUCCCAAACGAUCGUCCCACCGAUGACGCAGCAAAAACCUUUGAACCAUCAUGUUCCAACAACCCAACCCUCGCAAAAAACCGCAAACAACUGCUACUAUGAUACCCCAAAUCCUGUCAUAGAUAUGAACCACCCCUUAGUCGAUCUGGAAGAGCAGAUAAACAGCGUAAAGAUCCUCAAGAGCAGUCGCGAUAACAUUAGUUACGACAACAACAGCCUAAACUACGACUGUCAGCAAAAGUAUCUCAUGAACCGCUAUCUUUAUUCCAAGACCGGAUCGUCAUCUUCUACGCCAUCGUCCACCGAUGGCUAUGUUCCCAAUGGGCCUCACAUUAGCCACACGCACUCCACCAACCUGACCAACUACGGUUACUCCACUAUGGAUGAGUUUGUCAUGGGAUCGCGCAAUUUUGCGCUUGAUGAAAACCUCAAAGACAAGAACCUGCGCGACUAUCUCAGCAGCUGGAACGAGACCGAAGAAGAGGACACAUCCGCUGGUGUGGCUUCUAACGCUGAAAAGAAGGAGUCCAACAAUAAUCAAUCGGCGCAUGAAAACUUUGAAUCUUGUAAAUACCUGCAACAGGCCUUGGACGAACAACUUCCGCCGUUGCACAGCGGAGUAAUUGUGGCGAAUGUCCAGAACGGAACCGGUAACCUUCCGGACAUUCUAAUCGACCUUGAAAAGACCAAAGACGACAAUCCCAAAGUUGGGCAAGAAACGACUGAAGUAGGCGAGAAGCUGUACAUAUUGGAAACGUACGACGUGCCCCACUCGGAGCUGAACAAAUAUAAACACCUCAGCGUAAUCAACGAGCUGCCGAAAAAUGUUGUUCCAAUCCACGACAGUGCAGAUUCACUGAAAUUCCUGGAGGAAAUCGAGUCCAACCGGGACAAGUACUACGAAACCGAGCUGGAAUCGGAAGUCGUCUACGACGAAAGGAAGAAAGACGAAGAGAAGAAGGCUGAACAGUCCAUGCCGACGAUCGUUCUCGAUGACGAUGAACCGGAAGAAGUGGACGAAGACAUCACUGAAAAUGUGGUUAAGGAGAAAACAAAAGUGGAAGAACAACCACCAGUUGAUCAGGUUGAUCAAAUUGUGGAAAACAAAAUUGAAGCCGUACCGGAAGCGACAGCUGAACCGGAGAAGAAAACCGAUGACGACAGCUUCAAAGUGCCACACUACAUUCCCAAGUACCGCAAAAGGCGUUACCAGUUCGAUAGUUACGACUAUCCACGCUUUCCCAAGCGAGCUCGCCGUUCGAGCAUUGAAGAUUUCCUGCACUGUGAGGUGAAGCUGCCGAAACCGAAGCCGCCGGUUAGGUUUAACCCGAAACAGUUGUUCAGCAUCUGUGUGGCGACACUGAACUCGCGCGAGUACAGGCGUUACGCAAAGGCGGAUUUAGCCAGACGGCAAGAGCUUGCGAAAAUAAGUUCAAUUGAGGAUGUUGAAGAGCAGACGGUUAAGGGUGAUGAACAAUUGCAAUCAGUUACAGCAGAAGAGAGUGAAGUGCGACGGAUAGAGCAGACUGAAGCGUUGGCGAAGAAAAGCUGGGUUCCAGAAACUACGGAAUGUAGUGAAACAACCAUGGAGAGUGAGCACGUAGCAACUCCACCGAUGGACAGUGAUGCAACCAUGGAAUGUAAUGACAACAGUGAUGAAGAAGAACACAUGGAUCCUCUACCUACAGUGCCACCAAUGGAAAGUGAUAUUUCAGCGGAGAAUGUUGAGACACAAUCGAUGGAUCGUGAUAUUUCUACGGAAUGUCAUAACGAAAAAGAAGAAUCCGUCGAAGCUGCCCCGGAAUCACCUCCGAUGGAAAGCGACAUUUCUUCAGAAUGUCAUGAUAGCAAUGAUAAAGAAGAACACAACGAACCUGUACCGGAAGCACCGCAAAUGGAAAGCGAUAUCCCUAUGGAAUGUCAGGACAACAUUCCUGAAGAGGAGCACGAUGAAGUACUAUCAGGAGCACCAUCGAUGGAAAGCGAUAGUUCUUCGGAACGUAAUGACAAUAAUGCUGAAGAGAAACACGACGAAGCUUUAUCCGAAGCGCCUUCGAUGGAAAGCGAUAUUUCUUCGGGAUGUCAUGACAGCAAUGACAAAGAGGCUUUACCAGAAGAAUCACCUCAGAUGGAGAGCCAUAUUUUGGAACAGCAUGUAGAAGCUACAUCGAUGGAAUGUCAUGAAAGCAACUAUCAAGAAAAGGAGGAAGAGAGUUCUCCCAAAAGGACUAGUGAGGAAAUUCAACCAGAACAACCAUCAUUGGAGAAUGAAGUAUAUGUUGCUGCGGAGAUAAAAGAUCAAGCAAAUGAAGAAGCGUCAUCGGAAGAUCAGUCAGAUGCCUCGGAUAGUAUGUUUGACACAGCGGAAUCACAAAAAGUGAGUCUUGUGGGAGCUCAAAUGGAGAAUGAUGUUGUUGUUCCAUUGGAUUAUUCCAUAGAGAAAAAUCAAGAAGAAUUUUCCAUUGGAACCCAAGAAAUGCCAUUUAGCUCACCUGAAAGGGAAACCAUGGAGCAAGAUAAUGAUACUGAAUCAGUUAUAGAUCUUUCACAAGUAACAUUAUCUGAAGUGAAGCGUAUUGAAACAGAAACAAUUGAAGAAGUACAAGCAACUCAAAGUGAGAAUUCAAAAGACGAGGAAGCAGAGGAAGUAGUGCAAAAACAUGAAAAACAAGAGACAAAGAUUUCAACACGUGACUCGGCCAUUAUAUUGGAGGAAUCUGAUCACGAAGAAGAGAGUCAUGAGCGAAGGAGCGAGCCAGAUGAGUCCGGUUUUACUGAAGGCAAAUCCAACUCAGAAUCAGAAAGCGGCGCUCCAAUUGAAGUAGAAGUCAGUGCAGAUGACGCAGACGACGACGUAUUUGAGCAAGUAUUGGAAUCGCAAUCUAAAUGCGAACGAGUAUCUGUGAUUGUGGAUGAUGCGAAGGAAAUUGAAAUCCAACCGAUAGAAGAACCUGUUGUACAUAAAACAGUUGAGUCUAAUGAAGUAGCAAAUGUGGAACAAGAAAAAUUAGAAGAAGAAGUAUCAGUAGAAGAAAAAGACGAAGCAAGAGAGGAAGAAGAAACAGUAAUCGAUGUAACACCUGCGCCGGAAGACAAUCGUGUGCCCGUGAUUCAGAAGACAGAAUCAAUCGAACCGAUGGACACGGAACAACCGAUCCGAUGCUUCAAUCCACCUGCGCUGCGGGAACUAACCAAUGCGGCUUUCGAGUGCUAUCGAGUUCUUUACGAUUACCAACGAGUUCCUCCCCUGCGGACGCUCUGCUACGAGUACUUACUGGAAAACAACAGCCUUCCGCAACCUCAAUCGUUACAGAAGAUUUGCGAACAAUUUAUUUGCAACAAUCGUCAUUUGUUUAUCAUUGAGGAAGUGCGAAGUGAGCCACCACGAUUGCAGGAGCUGUGCCAGAAGGUACUGAACGAAACCAACAUCAUCAUUGAUGUGAACGAUUUCUGCAUCAUCGAUGAUGAGGUCGAACAGGAGAAGGAGACCGAAGGGAGAGUGUUUAUCGUUGAAGAUGAUCAUGGAUCAAUCGAGGAUUUGCUCAGAGAAAGUGAGGACAUGGGAGAUGUCAUUGUGCUGUCAGAUGAUGUGGGCGAUGAGCAUGAGAUAUUCGAAGAUGCCGGCUGUUCUGAAGAGGUUCAAGUAACGUUGGGCAGCCAAUCACUAUCUGAUAGUGAUAAUGAGAUCUACAGAAAGGUUGAACGUGAAAUCGAAAGGAUGAUGACAACCAGCUCCGAUGAGGAGGAUGAUGCAUCGAAUCGAUGUGACGCAAUGGUGGUGCAAGAAGAGUUUGACAAUGAGUUCUAUUCAUUCGUUGGUGGAGACGAAUGCAUUCAGUAUGAGGAGGUGAUACCCGUGAACAAACAAGCCUAUAGAAGAGAGAGUUUGAUAAAUGAUCUCCAAAGGAAGUAUAUGGUUCCAAAAGGAAGGACGUUGACGUGCAGGUUGAAGUUGUUACGUAAAUAUGUUUAUUAUCAACGUUUCAUUAAAACGAGGGACCAUGGAAUGCAGUCGAAGCGCAGGUUCUUCUGUCGAAAACUAAACUGUUUGCGGAGGAAGAUCGAUGCAAUGCGACGCAGCGUCAGUGUUAGUGUAAUUGAUGACGACAGUGAUAGCAACAGCAGCACGUUUUCGACUGUGAGUAGUUCAAGCAGUAGCAGCAGCAGAAGUGGUAGAAGUAGUAACAGCAGUUCAGCAAGCUCCGCCAGCGGAAACAGUUCAGAGAGUGAAGAGGAGGAAGCGGCAACGGAGACGGAGACAGUGGAACAAUCCAGUGCCCAUGCUUCGGAGGAUUCCUCGGCCAGCUCUUCUGUAGGCGAACGCCUAAUCGAAACCAAUAACAAUCAACUAGAUUUAAGUACCGUAACCAAACCGGCCAAGAUAGAAUCUCAGCAGUUUGCCAAAGAAGAAGACAACAGUAGUAAUAGCUCUGAUAGCAGAUCGAGAGGCUUCAUUCGACGAUCUGUCAAUAUCUCACCACUAGUAAAAAAGAAAAAACUAAGCUUCGAAGAAAGUUUGCUCAGCAUAGAAAAGAUGUACAAAAAGACCAGCAGUCCCUCGCAAUCAACAAGCAGUCCAAGCCACUCAAAUUCCUCAUCUCCUGUUCCCGUCAGACCACGGAUCCUCACCAACGCCAACUGUGGCCCGAACGUGGUCGUCAAUGUUAACAAUAACCGCGAAGCUCCGAGGAAGCUUAUCAUUCCGUCGUACAAGAUCUUCAAUCAGGCCCUUGCCAUCCCACCACCCGCCGACAGUGAAGCAUCAAGACCAAGUCGGCAACCCUUUAGAAGACGGAACAGCAGUGCCGGUAGCAGCUGCAGCAGCAGCAGUAGCAGCACUCGAUGCCACCUCGUCAACUGCACCCAACGAAGUAGUGGACUAAUUCGGGUAAAUUACCCAAACAAGCCUUCGCCUCCAAGGAAAUCGUCAGCGAGCAGUUCAUCCAGCGUAAACAAUGCGAUCACGCGAUCGCAUGCCAUCCCGGCGGGCUUCGAUCGACGCAUUCCGUUCGUCCGGUUAGAACGUAUCGAUUACGUCGAAAAGCUAGCGGAAAAGUACCGCCAACAGCAGCGGCAUCAGCAGCACCACCAGCAGCAAGAACAGUUUGCGAAACUACGGCAGAGGCGGAAGUCGACCUUUUCGUAAAACCCACCGCCGGGUCGCGUGUUCGCGUGAGUCCCAACGCGUAGAAGGGCGGUGUUCAAUGGCCAUUCGUAUGGGAUCGGACACAGAUGGGCAGUAUUGGUUGUUGUGGUUGAUUUUUUUUUUCUGCCAGCGUUUGUGGGGCAGAGGUGGAGACCGUUGCCGAAGGGUGUUUGGAAAAAUGUCGUCCGGAAUGGUUGGUGCGGAAAAUGGAUCACUUUUCUGGUUGACCGUGUGCGCAAUUGAAUGAGCGUGUCGCGUUGGUAAACGACCGUUGAGCCCGAUGGUAAUUUGCGGAUUGCAGCCGUUGGUGGGCUGUGGUGAACAUGAUGAUAAUGGCCAGAUGGUUCAGAGUAUGAAAUAAAUAAAUAAUGAGAGAAUGCUUGGUAAGCUUAGUUCAAAAUGAAAUUUAUUAUGGUUCAUGGUAAGCAAAAAAAUGAAAGUCUUGUAGAUAUAUUCUGCUUUCUGCAAAGUCCAAUUCAAGGCUAUUAUUUGCUAAAUUUCAUCCCUUUAGAUGAGCCACAGAAGUUCCUUUAAUUUUGGGCACCCCACUUUUCUUCCUUUUUUUAUUUGUUUCCAUAAGCUCCUAAAAAUCACCACAGCCUAAUGAAUGGGGAUUAUUUUUGUAGGAUAACGUAACAGUCAACGGUAUCAAUACUUCGUGCGAUAGCAUUGUGAAUCACCAGAAUAUCUGCACGCUCACGCAAAUGGAUGUACUGAGCUAAUUUGUAUUGGUAAUUUUUUAGUAUUAGCUCGAAGCUAUGUUUAUAAAACAAUUGCAAUAAGUCGAUAGUUUUUACUAUUUCGACUAAUCCGGUGAAGAUUGAUUGACAACUGUGGGUUGACUACGGCUGAUUUUUUUCGGCAUACCAUUCUUCAGGAUUGAACACCUGAGGUCGGCUCUUUUCAUUAUUUCAUACUUGUAGGUCUGAUUGACUUCAGGUACACAUUGGAUAAACAUCGAAACAUCUGGCCAUCAUCUCUAUGUUUUUGACAAUCCGCAUAGUAGAAGAUCAAUGGUUUAUGAAUUUUUCGCAUCUUGUUGCCAUCCAAUCUCUGGGUGUAAUUUUCAAUGGGUCUUGUGAAAAUUGAAACGAUUCUUUUUUACCUUCGUUUGAUACAAAUCGCGUACAUAUGUGAAAAAAUAAUUUUACCAGAACAGAAAAACCACAACGGAUUAAUUUGAACACAUUCUACGGACAAUUUAACGAUACAAAAGGUUAUUUACUUACGAGUGUUGUAGUGUGCAGAACUGCGAAUGCUAAAAUGCAGCUUUUUGUCUCUCCCUUCGUCUACGAUUCCUUCUAAGUGCACCAAAAACUCUCCGCUCAACGCUUAUCAGUUUGCUCUCGGUAUUCUCAUUCUCUCAACUUCUCAAACCACGUGCGUUUCCACGCUCAAAGCGAUCCAAGAAGCAGCUGCUCUCCAAAGGUAACUACGUUUGAGAUUGCUCCACACGAUCACUGGCCAUUCCAUCGUCGACACAUAAACAUUGUUAGUCACAAAAAGUACUCGUCUGAAAUAAGCUCGGAUCUCAAUAUUUUGCGUGAGAUGUUCUAAAAAAAAAUUAAUAUGAAAAUAUUAUUUUAUUUUAGAGUGUUCAAAAGAAUUUUGUGUUUACUUCAAAAGUUGAUAGAAACCAUCAGCUUUGUGUGGCCCAAACUCAAUGUUUUAAAAAGCUAUACCGUGUGUUGAAUUAUGUACAAAGCUUUUGAGAGAGCGCUACGAACUGAAAGUUAAAAUUCGAGCACAACAACCAGCAUCGUUGAUCGUUAUUACCGUGCGUUACCACCGUUACGGCACCUUGGACAACAACCACCAUGCCGCAUCCAGAUAUGCGACAUUUAUUCAUGUUACAUUCAUGUUUGUUACUUUGUUACGUUUCACCAAUCGUGAUUUCAUAAAUCAUUGUCGAAAAUUUGAACUGCUUUUAAAUUAUUAAUAAAAUAAACCAAUCGCGUUAGAUAUUUUAAAGUUGCUAAGAAUUUAAGUUUCCUGUGGUAUGAUUUCAUAAACAUAAAUGAAUUCUUAUCGUUUUGUUUUGGCAGUUCAUUAGGCGUUACUUUCCAUCUAGUCAAUAGAAGAAUUCGCUUUUCAAAGCAUAUAAUAGCUAAGGAUACAAAAAAGGGGAAAGAUUUUCCUUUCUAGACAACUGUGGUGUUUUUUUCUGAGUUAGUAUUAAGGGAUUCACUUCUAGGAUUAAGCAUGAUAAUGAAACACACAUACACAAAUACAAUCACAAACCAAGUAUGGUAGUACAUUCCCCGUUUUAAAUCUAUUUAGCGAAUAAGUUUUUAUAUGUUAUUAUGUUUGUACACUCCCCCAAACCACCAGAAUUAGUUUUAACUCACCGAUUUUUGUAAUCACUUACUAUAACUAUCGUUGUACUAUCGUUUGUUUAAAAUGUGUUAAAUAUAUUCUAGAGAAGUAUAUGGGUAGCAUCCUAAAAACCAACCAUUCACGAUCGGAAGGCUUAUUCGAAAUUCUUUCUUGUGAAGAUGCAAAAAAAAACAAGCGAACCAAGUGCGUAAAAUCGAAUACAACACACUGAAUUUUAGUGCCUUGAAUGACAAACUUUGGAUGAACUAAUCACAACAGAUACAGAAGUAUAGUUAACUUCGGAUAUUAGUAGAAGAAUUCGUAAAAAAUAAAACAAACAUGAAUAAAAGUAUUUUGUGUGUACAAGUGCAAGACUAGCUUUUUUACAAAACAGAAAUGCAAAAAAUAACAUAAAUUGUCGAUAUUUACGAUAUACACAUCAAGUUUUACACUAAAAAAUUAAACCAGAAAAGUCCUUAAUAAAUAAUAUCGCUUGAUAUCAAAGAUUGAAACGUGGUGGCAUUUAUCGAUGGUUUUAUUUUAAUGAAAACAAGCAAAUUUUGGAUUGCUGAAAUGGAUCUACACAGUUGCGACGCAAGUUUAUGAUUGAUAUUCAACGGGAAGUCGAACUGGGACACCAACAACGCAUCUGUCAUUGGAUCGGAUCAAGAAGCCAUAAAAAUUAAAAAAAAUACUAUUUAAAUAUUACAGAAAAAAAAACGAAAAGUAAAUAUUAUAUCUAUUUUAAUGUCCGUGUAAGACUAUUGUUUGCAAAAGACAAAAAAGGAAAAAAUAAAAAAAGUUUUGUUUUUGAAUGUUGG